AUGCCUCCUAGUACUGCUUUACUGCUGGGUCUGGUCGACUGCAGGAAAACACCGGGGCAGAGUGGAACUGAGAGAGGAGAAGAUAAGGAAGAUCGAGAUUUCAUUUCAUUAAGGGACAGCCCUAACUGUUGCUCUCUCAGUGAGAGGGGCUUAUCAUCUGCGGAGCCUCGACAACAUCAUGAUCCUGACAAGAAAGAGAAGAGUCUCUCCAGAUCAGAACACCUCAAGAAACACCAGCAGGGACAUACAGGGAAGAAACCACAGCACUGCUGCUUUGACUGUGGGAAGAGUUUGGCUAAACAGAGGGAAUUGGUCAUUUACAAGCGGAUUCACACUGGGAGAAAAACAUACCACUGCUCUCAGUGUGGGAAGAGUUUUGCAGCAUCUAAAACCUUACAAUCUCAGAGAAUUCAUACAGGGGAGAGGCCUUACCCCUGCUUUGAUUGUGGGAAGAGCUUCAGUCAAUCAGGAACCCUGAAUACACACAUACGCAUACACACAGGAGAGAAGCCUUAUAGCUGUGAUCAGUGUGGGAAGAGCUUUGCUCUAUCCGGAAACCUGAGUACGCACCAGCGUGUACACACAGGAGAGAAGCCUUAUAGCUGUCAUCAGUGUGGGAAAAGCUUCAAUCAUUCAGGAGCCCUGACUAGACACCAGCGUGUACACACAGUGGAGGAAAAACCUUACUCCUGUGUAUGUGGAAAGAGCUUUGCUCAUUCAGGGUCACUGAAACAACACCAGAAAGCAUCUCCCUCCGGCACCGGUUACAGAUCUCUGAAGACAGUUUCAAUAGAAAACAUCUUGUAAUGAGUCAUCCAUCUCCCAUUCUCUAACAGUUUACUAAGUCUGAAUACCAUGGUAACCCGUGUAGGAUAAUAUGCAGCUCUGGAUCCAUAUGUAUCAAGCAUCUUGGAGUAGGAGUGCUGUGUGUGUGUGUGUGUGUGGUGUGCAGACUUGUUUACGUGCUGCUGUGCGUUUACGUGCUGC
Messenger RNA from Salmo salar (Atlantic salmon), 987 nucleotides. Lineage: Eukaryota; Metazoa; Chordata; Actinopteri; Salmoniformes; Salmonidae. The record is from RefSeq and is a predicted model, not a curated record.